UAUUUUAAAAUGUUUAAAAGUGUAGUUUGUGUUAGAUUUUUUAUUGCUAAAGCUUUUUUAUUUAAGAUUUCUACAAGUCCACAAGAGAAUCUAAAAAAUAAUUCUAAAAUCUGCAACUUUUAGCUGAAAGUUUAUUUUGAAAGAAGAACAAAAAGGAAAAAAAGAUGUAUAUCAUUAAACUACUUCUUCUGUGCGUGUUUACUGUUACCACGGAGACAACAUUUUACGAUAAAUAUGAAAAACGGGUUUAUGAUUUAAUGGUCGCGGAUGAGAGAGUUUACGAUGAUACGCAUGAACGAUUUAAUGAGAAUGAAGUCACAGGUGACCGUGUAUGGAAAAGAGAUAUAGAGCCUUAUAGUGGGGGUGGGGGUGGAAGUGAUUUAACACAAGAUCAACUCACAAUAGCAGAGAUACUUGCUAUCGUAAUAUGUAGUGUUGUUGGGGUGGGAAUAUUUGCCUUUGUUGGAUCAUGUGUUUGGUACAAGGUACACAGAACAUCCUCUGCCCAGUCCUUUAUACAAAUCACAACAGAUGCCGAUGACAGUACAUUACAUAUGGUGGAUUAUGAUGAUAUACAAAUCGAACAUGGGAAACUUAACAUGAAAGUUUCAGAGGGAGACAUACCUUCUGAUCACGAUGUAUAGUAUUUUUAUGAAUUUGCCACCAAACUAUGUGUUUAAUGUACUUUGUUUUGUGAAAAUAUUUUAGUGUACAAAACUUAUUUCAACUGUUAUUAAAAUAUACUUUGGUAAACAAUGUUUUAAUUUUUGUCUGUUAUUACUACUGUUGCUAAAAAUUACUUUGUGUACUUUCAUUUGGUAUCUGAACUGUUUCUAAAAAACUUUUAAGUUCUACUGUAAAUAAAUGUUUGUCUUACUUGC
Ciona intestinalis (vase tunicate) is the source of this 881-nucleotide messenger RNA. The record is from RefSeq and is a predicted model, not a curated record. NCBI's taxonomy places the organism in Eukaryota, Metazoa, Chordata, Ascidiacea, Phlebobranchia, Cionidae.